Messenger RNA from Mytilus californianus (California mussel), 2906 nucleotides. RefSeq lists its product as uncharacterized. The transcript is spliced from 23 exons. The record is from RefSeq and is a predicted model, not a curated record. NCBI's taxonomy places the organism in Eukaryota, Metazoa, Mollusca, Bivalvia, Mytilida, Mytilidae. The coding region runs from base 3 to 2885 and encodes 960 amino acids.
GCAUGUUCUCUUCUAUUUUCAUUGGAAUUAUUUUAAUUCUACAUGUCAACCAUGGUUUUCUAUUGGAAAAUGUAAAGACUGUCCAUAUAUAUGUCAGUCCAAAUGGUUCAGACAACAAUACAGGAACUGACUUGGGAAAUCCAGUAAAGACAAUAGAAAAAGCUCUUUUGAAAAGUGACGAGCCAGGCAGGCGAGAUAAAGACAUUUUUAUCGAACUGACAACUGGAUAUUAUGAGCUAGAGUCAACAUUACGAGUUCAUAACAUAAGACCAAGGAAGCUAACUAUCAGGGCAUAUCAAGGUCAGGAAGUCCAUGUGAUUGGAGGAAAAAGAAUAAAGUCUUCUGCAUUUAAAAGUGUGAUCGAUGCAGGUUCUCGACAACGGUUACCGUCGAUUGCAAGGAACAAAGUUCUUCAAGUUCGACUGUCUGAUGUUGGAAUUACAGAUCUUGGAACUCUUCAAACAUUUGGAUUUCAUUCUAAGCACCUUGCACCUUUAGAAAUUUUUGAGAAUGAAAAACCGUUAACGUUGGCUAGAUAUCCAAAUAAGGACUAUAUCAAUAUUAAUCAAAAUUACAGUGAUGGCAGAUCGUUCACUUACCUGUCUGACAGACCAAAACAAUGGCAUAAUGAACACGAUGUCUGGGCACAUGGAUUCUGGAUGUGGAGUUGGGCAGACCUUGCCAUCAAAAUACAACAUCUUGAUCCUGGGAACAAAAAUAUUACAUUGGCUAGCAAAACAAAAUUUGGCCUACGACCAGGUCACUAUAAUGCGGUCAAUCCAACAGCUGUCAGAUUUAAUCGUCAAGGCGGUUAUUUCCGGUUUGUCAAUGUUAUGUCUGAACUCGACGAACCGGGUGAAUAUUUCGUUGAUCGUGAAAAUGGUGUUUUAUAUGUAUGGCCAAGUAAAGAUGCACCUUACACAGAAAAAGACCAAAUACAUGCUUCGAUAGUUCCGACAUGCAUUGAUAUAAUAUGGAGUUCUUCGAAUAUUGUACUAGAAGGUUUUGUAGUUGAAGCCUGUCGACAAAAUGGUUUACAUGCAAACAAGGUACAAAACCUCACAAUAACACGUAUGAAGAUUCAAAAUACAGGAUCAGAUAGUAUAUCCUGUAAAGGAAACAACAUUAAAGUCAACUUAUGUGAUAUUCGAAAUGGUGAUGGUGGAAUAAGUAUUUCUGGUGGUGACCAGACUACACUUACGCCAUCUGGAAACGAAGUAUCGGAUAAUAUCAUAUCUUACUUUGGUAGAGUGGAAUAUGUAGGGAGUGACGGUAUAAGUGUUGAUGGAGUUGGUAUACACGUGCAUCACAAUACUUUGUUCAAAGGAUCAUACAAAGGAAUUGACAUUAGAGGAAAUGAUCACAUAUUCGAGUACAACCAUAUAUCUAAAAUGUGCUUAAAAGCAAGUGAUUGUGGAGCUAUUCAGUCUGGACGCCAUUUUUCAUGGAGAGGUAAUGUUAUAAGAUACAAUCAUAUCCAAGAUACACGACGACUGGUUCCUGGUGCCGACGUCAGAGGUAUAAUGCUGGACGACCAACUUUCAGGUGUACUGAUAGAACACAACGUUUUUAAUCAUAACGACGUUCAUGUAAACAUCGGAGGUGGUAGGGACAACAUUGUACAUCAAAAUAUAUUUUACAAUACAACACAGUAUUCUAUGCAGUUAGAUGCAAGAGGAGCGAAUGGGAAAUGGCAUACAUCGGAUAUGUUAAGAUAUUUAAAUAAAAUACCUUACACUAAUAGUCUAUGGAGCAAAAGGUAUCCAAAGUUAGCAUCUAUAAUGUCCGAACAUAACCCAGGAAAUCCCGUUGGAAACCAAGUUACAGAAAACAUAUUUUUGGCAGUUGGUUACCCACACUUUCAAACAUAUGGUAAAAAAUUCCAAAGUGACUGGUUCAACGUUUCGAACAAUAUCUAUAUUUCUGAUGUGGGAAGUUUUUCUGCUCCUCGAUAUGGUAAUUUCAAACCAGGGUGUCUUUUAAAAGAUUUUGUCAAUCAGACAAAUUUCCAGGAUCCAGUUCUUCCUAAUCAAGUCGGGCCUCGGAACAAAGUCGGUCCAAUUCAUAUACUAGAGACUAUACAACCAGACACUGGAUAUCUGAGCGGUAAUCCUCCCUCAACUUCAAACUGCGUAGUGAAACCUCCUGCAAAACAACCAACUCCAGUAUAUCUGCCAGAUGGAUCCAUGCCAAAUACUCUGUAUAAAGUUCCUGAAAGUAAAGGUUGUUGGUUUUCCUUUGACAAAUGUCCAAAUCAUCAAGAGCUCGAAAAAAGUAAACGACCCACUUCCAAUCAGUUUUAUCGAAACACACAAGCUGAACAAAAUGAUCACUCAGGAACAAAUGAGACAGUGUGUCUCAACAAAGUAUCAGAAAUGGUUAACAAAUGUGGAAGUGGCUCAUCCUUUGCAGUUAUAUAUGGUCCCACAGGUGCCAUGACACUUGGAGGGGGAGGAUGCUAUUUUGCGAGAUAUCAUUGUCCUAGGACAGGAUGGAAUGCAACAGGAUUUUUCGAGGACAAGUAUGCUGAUCAAAAAUUAAAUGGUGCUCAUGACGAAUCAGUAUGUUUAUCACGAGCAAAUGCGCAAUGGAAAUGGUGCGGUAGUAGUCAGCUAUACCCUUUGGUCAGCAUAUUUAAGCCAACAGGUCAUUUCAGAGCUGCGGGAGCUGGAUGUUGGAUUAAACAUGAAAAAUGCCCAGCAGAUGCUACUUUAAAGCACAUGUUCUAUGAUGGUUUUGGUGCGACGAACCUUCAAACAGAUGAUAACAUGGAUAGUUGUUUGUCUCGAGCAGAAUACUUCUGGCAUCAUUGCGGGAAUCAUCCAGAAUACAAAGUAACGGCAUACUUCCGACCUAGAAGUGUUUCUGCAACUUACCCCUUUUAAAAUAAAUUUGAGCUAUUUCAA